Messenger RNA from Porites lobata, 5277 nucleotides. NCBI's taxonomy places the organism in Eukaryota, Metazoa, Cnidaria, Anthozoa, Scleractinia, Poritidae. The record is from the annotation of a GenBank genome assembly.
AAAGCACUUGCAAUCGCAGAGAAAAUUGGCCACAGGAAAAUAGAAGCCAGAUGCUAUGCAAGCCUAGGAAGUAUCUUUGGGUCUCUCGGUGAAUAUGUCAAGGCUAAAGAACAUUUCGAAAAAGCACUUGCAAUCGCAGAGAAAAUUGGCGACAGGAAAAUAGAAGCCACAUGCUAUGCAAGCCUAGGAAGUAUCUUUGAGUCUCUCGGUGAAUAUGUCAAGGCUAAAGAACAUUUCGAAAAAGCACUUGAAAUCGCAGAGAAAAUUGGCGACAGGAAAACAGAAGCCAAAUGCUAUACAGACCUAGGAAAUAUCUUUCAGUCUCACGGUGAAUAUGUAAAGGCUAAAGAACAUUUGGAAAAAGCACUUGCAAUCGCAGAGAAAAUUGGCGACAGGAAAAUAGAAGCCAUAUGCUAUGCAAACCUAGGAGGUAUCUUUGUGUCUCUCGGUGAAUAUGUCAAGGCUAAAGAACAUUCGGAAAAAGCACUUGCAAUCGCAGAGAAAAUUGACGACAGGAAAAAAGAAGCUGACAUCUAUGGAAAGCUAGGAAGUAUCUUUGAGUCUCUCGGUGAAUAUGUCAACGCUCAAGAACAGUACGAAAAAGCACUUGAAAUCGCAGAGAAAAUUGGCGACAGGAAAACAGAAGCCAAAUGCUAUAGAAACCUAGGAAGUAUCUUUGAGUCUCACGGUGAAUAUGUCAAGGCUAAAGAACAGUACGAAAAAGCACUUGAAAUCGCAGAGAAAACUGUCGACAGGAAAAUAGAAGCCAUAUGCUAUGCAUGGCUAGGACGUAUCUUUGAGUCUCUCGGUGAAUAUGUCAAGGCUAAAGAACAUUACGAAAAAGCACUUGCAAUGGCGGAGAAACUUGGCGACAGGAAAAUAGAAGCCAUAUGCUAUGCAAGCCUAGGACGUAUCUUUGAGUCUCUCGGUGAAUAUGUCAAGGCUAAAGAACAUUUCGAAAAGGCGCUUGCAAUCGCAGAGAAAAUUGGCGACAGGAACCUAGAAGCCGAUAUCUAUGCAUGGCUAGGACGUAUCUUUGAGUCUCUCGGUGAAUAUGUCAAGGCUAAAGAACAUUUCGAAAAAGCACUUGCAAUCGCAGAGAAAAUUGGCGACAGGAAAAUAGAAGCCAGAUGCUAUGCAGACCUAGGAAGUAUCUUUGAGUCUCUCGGUGAAUAUGUCAAGGCUAAAGAACAUUUCGAAAAAGCACUUGCAAUCGCAGAGAAAAUUGGCCACAGGAAAAUAGAAGCCAUAUGCUAUGCAAGCCUAGGACGUAUCUUUGAGUCUCUCGGUGAAUAUGUCAAGGCUAAAGAACAUUUCGAAAAAGCACUUGCAAUCGCAGAGAAAAUUGGCGACAGGAAAACAGAAGCCACAUACUAUGGAAGCGUAGGAAGUAUCUUUGAGUCUCUCGGUGAAUAUGUCAAGGCUAAAGAACAUUUCGAAAAAGCACUUGCAAUCGCAGAGAAAAUUGGCGACAGGAAAAUAGAAGCCACAUGCUAUGCAAGCCUAGGAAGUAUCUUUGAGUCUCUCGGUGAAUAUGUCAAGGCUAAAAAACAUUUCGAAAAAGCACUUGCAAUCGCAGAGAAAAUUGGCGACAGGAAAACAGAAGCCAAAUGCUAUAGAAACCUAGGAAGUAUCUUUGAGUCUCACGGUGAAUAUGUCAAGGCUAAAGAACAUUCCGAAAAAGCACUUGCAAUCGCAGAGAAAAUUGGCGACAGGAAAAUAGAAGCCGAAUGCUAUGCAAACCUAGGAUGUAUCUUUGGGUCUCACGGUGAAUAUGUCAAGGGUCAAGAAGAUUUCGAAAAAGCACUUGCAAUCGCAGAGAAAAUUGGCGACAGGAAAAUAGAAGCCACAUGCUAUGCAAGCCUAGGAAGUAUCUUUGAGUCUCUCGGUGAAUAUGUCAAGGCCAAAGAACAUUUCGAAAAAGCACUUGCAAUCGCAGAGAAAAUUGGCGACAGGAAAAUAGAAGCCACAUGCUAUGCAAGCCUAGGAAGUAUCUUUGAGUCUCUUGGUGAAUAUGUCAAGGCUAAAGAACAUUUCGAAAAAACACUUGAAAUCGCAGAGAAAAUUGGCGACAGGAAAAUAGAAGCCACAUGCUAUGGAAGCGUAGGAAGUAUCUUUGAGUCUCUCGGUGAAUAUGUCAAGGCUAAAGAACAUUUCGAAAAGGCGCUUGCAAUCGCAGAGAAAAUUGGCGACAGGAACCUAGAAGCCGAUAUCUAUGCAUGGCUAGGACGUAUCUUUGAGUCUCUCGGUGAAUAUGUCAAGGCUAAAGAACAUUCCGAAAAAGCACUUGCAAUCGCAGAGAAAAUUGGCGACAGGAAAAUAGAAGCCAUAUGCUAUGCAAGCCUAGGAAGUAUCUUUGAGUCUCUCGGUGAACACGUCAAGGCUAAAGAACAUUACGAAAAAGCAAUUGCAAUCGCAGAGAAAAUUGGCGACAGGAAAAUAGAAGCCAGGAGCUAUGUAAACCUAGGAAAUAUCUUUGAGUCUCUCGGUGAAUACGUCAAGGCUAAAGAACAUUGCGAAAAAGCAAUUGCAAUCGCAGAGAAAAUUGGCGACAGGAAAACAGAAGCCAGCAGCUAUGGAAACCUAGGAAAUAUCUUUGAGUCUCUCGGUGAAUACGUCAAGGCUAAAGAACAUUGCGAAAAAGCAAUUGCAAUCGCAGAGAAAAUUGGCGACAGGAAAAUAGAAGCCAGCAGCUAUGCAAACCUAGGAAGUAUCUUUGAGUCUCUCGGUGAAUACGUCAAGGGUCAAGAAGAUUUCGAAAAAGCACUUGCAAUCGCAGAGAAAAUUGGCGACAGGAAAAUAGAAGCCACAUGCUAUGCAAGCCUAGGAAGUAUCUUUGAGUCUCUCGGUGAAUAUGUCAAGGCCAAAGAACAUUCCGAAAAAGCACUUGCAAUCGCAGAGAAAAUUGGCGACAGGAAAAUAGAAGCCACAUGCUAUGCAAGCCUAGGAAGUAUCUUUGAGUCUCUUGGUGAAUAUGUCAAGGCUAAAGAACAUUUCGAAAAAGCACUUGAAAUCGCAGAGAAAAUUGGCGACAGGAAAACAGAAACCACAUGCUAUACAGACCUAGCAAAUAUCUUUCAGUCUCUCGGUGAAUAUGUCAAGGCUAAAGAACAUUUGGAAAAAGCACUUGCAAUCGCAGAGAAAAUUGGCAACAGGAAAAUAGAAGCCAUAUGCUAUGCAAAGCUAGGAGGUAUCUUUGUGUCUCUCGGUGAAUAUGUGAAGGCUAAAGAACAUUCGGAAAAAGCACUUGCAAUCGCAGAGAAAAUUGACGACAGGAAAAAAGAAGCUCAGAUCUAUGCAAAGCUAGGAAGAACCUUUGAGUCUCUCGGUGAAUAUGUCAAGGCUCAAGAACAGUACGAAAAAGCACUUGAAAUCGCAGAGAAAAUUGGCGACAGGAAAACAGAAGCCAUAUGCUAUAGAAACCUAGGAAGUAUCUUUAAGUCUCACGGUGAAUAUGUCAAGGCUAAAGAACAGUACGAAAAAGCACUUGAAAUCGCAGAGAAAACUGUCGAAAGGGAAAUAGAAGCCAAGAGCUAUGCAAGCCUAGGAAGCAUCUUCAAGUCUCGUGGAGAAUAUGUCAAGGCUAAAGAACAUUUCGAAAAAGCACUUGCAAUCGUAGAGAAAAUUGGCGACAGGGAUACAGAAGCCACAUGCUAUAUGGGCCUAGUAACCACGUUCAAGUUACUCGGUGAAAAUGUCAAGUAUAAGGAAUGGCUCGAAAAAGCCAGUGUAUUGCACAUAAAUUAUGGGGCCGUCGAACGCGAGUCAUAUCGUCGCUUGGUUGUUUCAGCUUUUAUGUUUUAUGAAGGUAACAUAUCUGAAGCUAAAUCAAACGCCGUUGAUAAUUUUAAUAACGUAGAACGUAUGCGACGCCUCCAAGUUCAUGAUCAAUUCAAGAUAUCGUAUUUUGACCGAAUGGUUAGAGCCUACCGAAUUUUCAGUCAGUUUCUUUGUGCUAAUGGCUUUCAUUAUGAAGCUUUUUACACAGAAGAAUUUGGGCGAGCCAGGGCCCUUACAGACUUAAUGACAGCUCUGUACUCUGUAGAAAACGAAAUACCAGUCAGUCUAGUAACAUGGGAUGAAGUUCAAAGUAUUGUCAAGAAAGAAUCCAACUGUUCUUGUCUUUACAUAUCAUACUACGAACAAUUGAUACAUUUGUGGGUUGUUAAAGCAGACAAACCUUUAAUUUUCCUGCAAAAAGAAGUAAAUGAUGUUUUUGGAUCAGCAAGCAGAGUGGCUGACUUGCUUUGUCGCGAAAUUUACAGAGAGGUACUUUGCUUAGCUCCUGAACAAUGCGAGGAUCGAUCCUGGCUUCCCUCAAACGCUUACUCGGAGCAGGGGUGUGAACGCCUAAUGUUAGAAGAAGAUGAAGUUGUAAGCCAGCAACCCGAUCUUACUCCUGCUUACAUCUACAAAACGAUCAUUGCUCCUGUAGCUGACUAUCUUGAUGAGCCUGAAAUCAUCAUUCUUCCUGAUCACCUCUUUUACAAAGUUCCAUUUGCAGCACUAGAAGAUGAAAGUGGAAAGUCUUUAUCAGAGUCUUACAGGAUCCGCAUCGUUCCCUCUUUGACGACUCUAAAGCUUAUUCAGGACAGUCCGGCAGACUACCACAGUCAGACUGGUGUACUGAUAGUGGGAGACCCUGAUGUUGGUGACGUGUUGUACAAGGGAAUUCUUCAGCAGAUAUCGAGGUUGUCUUUUGCAAAUAAAGAAGCAAAGAUGAUUGGAAAACUGUUCGGUACUCAACCUCUUCUAGGAAAACAAGCUACAAAGCAGGCGGUUCUUCAAAACAUUCAUUCUGUGUCUCUGAUACAUUUUGCUUGUCACGGUAAUGCUGAAAGAGGUGAAAUUCUUCUUGCUCCUCCAUCCCUCUCAGAUAGGAAACCUGCUCCAGAAGAAGACUACUUACUGACUAUGGAGAACAUUUCAAAAGUUCAACUGCGAGCCAAACUGGUGGUCCUUAGCUGCUGUCACAGUGCAAAUGGACGGAGUAGUGCCGAGGGAGUGGUUGGAAUUGCUCGCGCGUUUUUAGGAUCCGGUGCACGCUCAGUGUUGGCGGCACUGUGGGCCAUAGAAGACAAAGCAACAGAGCAGUUCAUGAGUCGUUUCUACGACAACCUUCUUCGUGGGGAAAGCGCCAGUGAAUCCCUUCAACAGGCCAUGAAGUGGAUGAGAGAAAACGGUUUCUUCAAGGUGUCGCAGUGGGCGCCAUUUAUGCUUAUUGGAGACAACGUGACAUUGGAUAUUCACAAGUUAAGGUCAUCGAAAGGACAGUAA